Monascus purpureus is the source of this 2185-nucleotide messenger RNA. Lineage: Eukaryota; Fungi; Ascomycota; Eurotiomycetes; Eurotiales; Aspergillaceae. The record is from the annotation of a GenBank genome assembly.
GCCAGGAUAUCGAAUCCUACCGGAAACAGGCUCAGAGUCAUUUCCACUCUUGCUGCGUCAUAUACUUCUCCAUCAUUACAAUUCCCCUCUUCCCCGCAUCAAGAUGACUCUCAACUCAAGAGCCAUAUACUCCAAGCUCAAGCCUGAUUUCGUUCCCUUCCCCAGCAGGAGGAGUGUCGUCCACAGCACCAACGGAAUUGUAUCCUGCACUCAACCUCUCGCAGCAGCUGCCGGACAGAGGAUUCUGAGAGAGGGGGGUAAUGCGGCCGAUGCGGCUGUCGCCGUGGCUGCGGCAUUGAACAUCACUGAGCCCUCCUCUACCGGUAUCGGAGGUGACAUGUUCUGCCUCUUCUACGACGCCAAAACAAAGAAGAUCACUGCCCUCAACGGCUCUGGUCGCUAUCCUGCCAAUGCCUCCCUGGAGAAGAUCCGGGCUGACCUGAAGCUGGGACCGGGCCAGGUGGGUAGCAUCCCCAUGACUAGCGUUCUGGCUGUGACGACGCCAGGUGCAGCGGCCGGAUGGGUCGACACCGUCGAGAAAUUUGGAAGCGGGAACCUGUCGCUGGAGCAAAUCCUUCUUCCAGCCAUUGAAUUGGGGGAGGAGGGAUUUCCUGUUUCUGAGCUGUCGUCUCAUUUUGUAAUUCAUUUCUUGCCCUAGUUCACUCUCCCCCUUUCUACCAGAGAUUUUAUUCUUACAAGUUCUUACAAGACUCCCUGCUAAUUGUCAUGCAAAUAGUGGCAAGAAGGCGAAAGUCAAAUUCGCAAUGCAUCUCCAAAUUUUCGGGAGAUGCUCAAGGUUGAUCCCAAGGCCAAGGAUGGUGUCCGGGCCCCUCUCCCCGGUGAAAUCAUGAAGAACCCCACGCUGGCUCGGACUUUCCGCUCGCUAGCAGCAGAGGGCAAACAGGGAUUUUACCACGGCCGCGUUGCAGAGGAACUGGUCAAGGUGGUCCAGGAGCUGGGGGGAUACCUGACGCUGGACGACCUUAAAUACCACGCAGAAAUAGGUAGUCAGGAAGUCGACCCUAUCUCGCUUAAAUUCACUGGCCAGAACAUUGCCUCGAAGCAGGACCCAGGCACUGAUGAUGAUUCCAAACCCAACCAAGGCGUCGAAGUCUGGGAACACCCUCCCAACGGUCAGGGAAUCGUCGCACUGAUGGCCCUGGGCAUCCUCGAAGAACUCGAACGCGCGGGCAAAAUCCCUCAGUUCAAGGAAGACCAGCACAACUCCGCCGAAUACCUGCACGCAGUGAUUGAAAGCCUGCGUAUUGCCUUUGCCGAUGCAGCCUGGUGGGUUGCGGACCCGGAUAUCUCCUACGUUCCCUCCCACCAGCUCAUCUCGAAGGAGUACCUCGCGGAACGCGCAAAGCUGUUCGACCCCUCGCAGGCCGCCAACCUCCUCGACCAUGGAAGUCCAGCCCAUAACCACAGCGACACGGUGUACUUUGCCGUAACCGACCGCGAGGGGAACGGCAUUUCCUUCAUCAACAGCAACUACGGUGGAUUCGGAACCGCCAUCAUCCCUCACGGAUGUGGCUUCACCCUCCAGAACCGAGGCGCCAACUUCUCCUUAUCCCCCUCGGGAAACCAUCCUAAUAUCUUGGCGCCCCGGAAACGCCCUUACCAUACCAUCAUCCCGGCUAUGAUCACCAACAUCUCAGACGGGUCCCUCCAUUCCGUCUACGGCGUCAUGGGCGGCUUCAUGCAACCUCAGGGCCAUGUACAGGUCCUUCUGAAUAUGCUGGCCUUCAACUACCACCCGCAGGCUGCGUUGGAUGCCCCACGUUUUUGCAUCGGGGCUAGUACCAGCACCGGUUCCGAGAAGGAAUCCGGGAAGCGCCCCACUAUCUUCAUCGAGGAAGGGAUUAGCGAGGAGGCCAUUGAGGGACUCCGGAAAUUGGGUCAUAAGAUCAAGGUCCUCCGUGCCUGGGAACGGGGCAUGUUUGGGCGUGGCCAAGUGAUCCGCUGUCAUUUUGAUAAUGGGAAGUUGGUAUACAGUGCUGGGAGUGACCCGAGAGGUGAUGGGAUGGCUAUUCCACUCUAAAGUGAUUGUUCUUUUUGUCACAUUUGUUGUUGUUGUAUAUAUUCGGCCAUACUUGUCUCUAUGCAUUCAUACAUAGUAGAUACACAAAGAUCCAUAAGAAAAUAGAAAGCCCAAGGACUCGCCAGCCCUUGAAGAUCUCAGGAG